AUUUCCUCUUUAUCUCAUAAAACACCCGUUUCUUCUUCUAAUCUUAACUUCUUCUUCAUCAAUCACACAUCAUCUAAAAGAAAAACAACCUACGAUAAAAUUCAGAAACUUUUUCUCUGAGACACCAAAAAAGGAAGGUGACCCUCCUUCUCUAAUCGAUUGCUUAAUCAUUUCUGCCGUUGGAUUGAAUCGAAAAAGGGCGAAUUAUUUAAAAAGCUUCAGAAUUUGAAAUCGAAAUCUGUGAGUACUGUUGUGUUUGUGGAAGAGAGAGUUUUGGGGUUUAAUAAUGGCGAAAGCUGGAGGGAUCACGAACGCAGUAAACGUAGGAAUCGCUGUUCAAGCAGAUUGGGAGAAUCGAGAAUUUAUCUCACAUAUCUCUCUUAAUGUUCGUCGUCUCUUCGAAUUCCUUGUUCAAUUUGAAUCAACCACAAAGAGCAAGUUGGCUUCUUUGAAUGAGAAGUUGGAUCUGUUGGAACGUCGCUUGGAAAUGCUGGAGGUGCAAGUAAGUACCGCGACAGCAAAUCCUUCUCUGUUUGCGACGUGAAACACCGUAGACGAUAUCGAAAUCGAAACCGAGCCUGAUCCUUUGGCUUUAACAGAAGAAGUCUGUUGUUGAAUGUGUACCAUUGAAUGAUUCUUUCUUUCUUCACAUAGCUGUGGUAGUAAGUAAACUAGUAGCUUAAAAUAUGAAUCUAUUCAUAAAUAUGUGUAUCUUUUUUCUGUCCAUUAAGAUCUCUUUUGAAUGACAAGUCAUUUCGUUGAACUCUUGAAGUUUUUGCUUUCUUCUGCUGUUGAUUUAUAAACUUUGCAGAGGUACCCUUUUCAUCUUCUAUGCAUCGGAUUUGUAUAUUCGUCUUUUCUCUUAAAGUGGAACACAUGUAAAACGCUCUUGUUGCCCAUUUUUUCUUUUUCAUCAAUGGAGGAAGAAAAAACCGAAAAAG
Molecule: messenger RNA, 941 nt
Organism: Arabidopsis thaliana (thale cress)
Lineage: Eukaryota; Viridiplantae; Streptophyta; Magnoliopsida; Brassicales; Brassicaceae
Gene: BRK1
Product: BRICK1
Exons: 2
Coding region: 287-544 (85 amino acids)
Biological process (GO): actin filament organization
Cellular component (GO): cytoskeleton; SCAR complex
Molecular function (GO): protein-containing complex binding; identical protein binding
Source: RefSeq, marked reviewed